This is a messenger RNA of Eimeria necatrix, 279 nucleotides long. RefSeq lists its product as hypothetical. The coding region runs from base 1 to 279 and encodes 92 amino acids. The record is from RefSeq and is a predicted model, not a curated record. The transcript has a single exon. Lineage: Eukaryota; Apicomplexa; Conoidasida; Eucoccidiorida; Eimeriidae.
AUGCAGCAGCGAAAAAACCAGCAGCAGAAGCAGCAACAAGCGCUGCUGAAGUUGCAGGAGCAGCAGCAGCAGCAACAGCAGCAGCAGCAGAAGCAACAGCAGCAGCAACAGCAACACGAGCAGGAACGACAGCAGCAUCAACAAGAGCAACAGCAACAGCUGCAGCAGCAACAGCCACAGCGACAGCAGCAACAGCCACAGCAGCAGCAGCAGCAACAGCCACAGCAACAGCAGCAGCAACAGCAACAGCAGCAGCAACAGCCACAGCAACAGCAGUAG